Pyrenophora tritici-repentis Pt-1C-BFP is the source of this 759-nucleotide messenger RNA. Lineage: Eukaryota; Fungi; Ascomycota; Dothideomycetes; Pleosporales; Pleosporaceae. The record is from RefSeq and is a predicted model, not a curated record.
AUGGCGGAAGCUUCUAAACAACAGGUCUUGACCACAGUCAAAGGCCUCCUCGAGUCUGGGGCUUACUCGGAUUUCGUCAUCACAUGUGGGGCCGACACACACAAGGUUCACAAGGCCAUUGUUUGCACUCAAGUAGACUUUUUUGCACAUGCACUUGAGUUUGGUGGAAAGGAAUCAACACUUCACAAAGUUGAUCUACCCAGGGACGAUCCGGAAGCUGUGAAGCAAAUGAUUCAGUACCUGUACAAGGGCGAGUACGAUCCGGUCCUGCCUGAUACGGAGUCAACAAAAACCGAACGAUUUCCUAUGGACGAGACAAAGAGUAUGACAUAUCACUUCUCAGGAAAUACCUUUACCUAUGCAUUUCCGCAUACUUCCCCGAAGACAGACUUUGUUUGCGAAGAAUGCGAUCCAUCACUGGCCUAUGUUCCUCUCAAUGGCACCUCCGACCAGCUUCUUCUUCAUGCGAAGAUGUACGAAAUCACAGACAAAUAUAAUGUCGUCGGUCUCAAAGAUCUAGUCGUAGAGAAGUUUAGCCGGGCAUGCAAGAACUUCUGGGACGAUGACAACUUCCCCGUUGCGGCACAUCAUGCCUUUUCUACCGCUCCCGAGGACGACAUGGAUCUGCGCAGCAUUGUCAGCGCAACCAUCGAUGCCCAUAUAGAGCUGGUCGACAAAUUCGCUGUUAUUGACCUUAUGCUUGAUUUCAGCGAACUUGGCGUGGGAGUUCUCCGGAAGAAGGUUAAAGACCAUGGUUAG